GAAAGACACGUGUUUCCUCUUCAGCCUGCUUCGUGGGAGCGAGCAUCCUGUAAAUAUAUUAUAUUGAGCCAGCGGAAGGGUAUUUUUUGUUGUUGUUUAAAAAUGGUUCGUAAAUUAAAGCACCAUGAACAGAAGUUGUUGAAGAAGGUGGACUUCAUCAACUGGGAGGUGGACAACAACCUGCACGAGGUCAAAGUGUUGCGGAAGUACCACAUCGAGAAGAGGGAGGACUACACAAAGUACAACAAGCUGAGUCGUAACAUCAGAGAUCUCGCCAAGAAAAUCCGAGACAUGGACGAGAAAGAUGGCUUCAGAGCUCAGUGCACACACCGACUGCUGGAAAAACUGUACGGUGUUGGUCUCCUCCCCACCAGACAGAAUCUGUCCCUCACAGAGAAAGUCUCAGCGUCUUCAUUCUGCAGGAGGAGGCUGCCCACCAUCCUGAUGAGCCUCCGUAUGGCUCAGAACCUGAAGGCAGCCGUCACCUUCAUCGAACAAGGACAUGUGCGUGUUGGCACAGACGUCAUCACAGACCCAGCAUUCCUCGUCACAAGAAAUAUGGAAGAUUUUGUCACUUGGGUGGACUCUUCCAAGAUCAGGCAGCAUGUCAUGAAUUAUAAUGAGGAGAGGGAUGACUUUGAUCUGGUGGCAUAAGCCUGUUCAUCAUCCAUUCGUCUCCCUGGAGGACAGAAAAGGGACACGCACUCUGCGCCUGUGACAUGAAUAACUCUACAAGAGGAUGGACCAAGUUGCACACAUCCAGGGGCAGAUACUCGGGUUCAAGACAAACAAACUUAGCUGCAGGGCACAGAGGAGCUCUCCACACUGUGAGGCUCCAGGCUUUUUGGAGCCUGACCGUGUGAAUAACUCAAGAGGCAACAGUUCAAAUGCUAUCAACAUAAGUGUCAAUAACUCAAGUUUAAUCUGAACACGGCAGAAGAAACUUCAAGGCUUUACUUCGGGAACCAAACACCUCUUUGUGAAAAUGUACGACUAAAACCGGAUCUAUUAACCAUCCAAAAUAUGUGGAUUCAUCUGAGACUGUAUUUGUGACUGACAUCACCUGCACACUCAGUUUUCUCCGUUCAUCUCGUAGUUUACUUGAACAUUAGCAGUCACCUCCCUCUACAGAGCAGCUUUCAGCGUUGUUUGGGUGACUAUAACCCCCCCCCCCACACACACACACACACAGUUUGCUUUUUCAGUGUUCUUUGUGUGAACAUGAGCUGGCUUCACAGAAUGUGUGUGUGUAUGCCAUAAAGAGGACUGUCGCCUGUUCAUGAUAUUAACAAUGUCAUAAAUACUGCAGUAAAAUAGAACAUUUUGAUAAAUAUUUAAUUUCAAAAAGACUUGUUGCAAUGUAAACUUUUACAAUAAACGUGGUUUUAUCACAGUA
This is a messenger RNA of Cyclopterus lumpus (lumpfish), 1396 nucleotides long. It is a transcript of the gene imp3, whose product is annotated as IMP U3 small nucleolar ribonucleoprotein 3. Bases 103 to 654 code for a protein of 183 amino acids. The transcript has 7 exons. The record is from RefSeq and is a predicted model, not a curated record. Lineage: Eukaryota; Metazoa; Chordata; Actinopteri; Perciformes; Cyclopteridae. Gene Ontology annotation, cellular component: small-subunit processome; small ribosomal subunit; Mpp10 complex. Gene Ontology annotation, biological process: rRNA processing. Gene Ontology annotation, molecular function: structural constituent of ribosome; rRNA binding; snoRNA binding.